Messenger RNA from Stylophora pistillata, 2840 nucleotides. RefSeq names its product voltage-gated potassium channel KCNC1. Gene Ontology annotation, molecular function: delayed rectifier potassium channel activity; protein binding. NCBI's taxonomy places the organism in Eukaryota, Metazoa, Cnidaria, Anthozoa, Scleractinia, Pocilloporidae. Gene Ontology annotation, cellular component: voltage-gated potassium channel complex; membrane. Gene Ontology annotation, biological process: protein homooligomerization; potassium ion transmembrane transport; action potential. The record is from RefSeq and is a predicted model, not a curated record.
UUCUGGAUCGACGAGGAAAUACAGUGAAAUGUCGUUUAUAUCCAAACGAGAGAGGGAGGUUAAAAUAGCAGCUGUAAUUCAAGAACAGACGCAGUCUGACUGUAUCACUGAUUAUCCUGUCGACGGCACUGCUGCUGCUGCGUCGAACAACUCCGGUUCGGCGCCACAACAUUCAAUUGCCCCAAAGAUGUCUCGAUCGCGAUCGCGUCUCUUUGACGCUGACAACCCCGGAGAAACAAGGCUUUAUUUGAACGUCGGAGGGCAAAGACACGAAACAUUUGUGAGUACUUUGGCAAGCAUCCCUGACACGCGACUGGCAUGGAUAGCUGAACGAGCCCUGAAGGAUCCAAGACCGCUCGGACAAAAGCGAGAAUUUUUCUUCGACCGGAACCCCGCAGUUUUUACACAUAUUCUCAACUACUACCGUACAGGGAAACUACAUUGUCCGAGGGAUGUGUGCGGACCACUCUUUGAGGAAGAGCUUAACUUCUGGGGUCUGGACGAGAAACAGAUUGAAACUUGUUGUUGGGCAAAAUAUGAUGAACAUCGCGACGCUGAAGAAAAACUUCAAGGCUUCUCACGUGACGAAGAUCAAGAUUCAGACUUUGAAGACAUCGAUAGCGGGUCUGGUGACAUCGAAAUCCCCAGUAGUGGAAGUGAACUUUUUGCCUCGCAAGACCCAGCUCGGCGGGUCACAACAGCAGCUGCUCGCUGGAGGAAUCUAUGGUACACCAUGAAAAAAAAAAUAUGGAAAACAUUUGAUGAUCCUUACUCGUCGAAAUUUGCCAGGGCUGUUGGCUUUAUCUCCCUCAUUUUCAACGUAGCAGUCGUCACACAGUUUUGCAUCUUGACUUUGGAGUACUUCAGUAAUGAGAAUUCUCCACAGAAUCAAGUUCUUUUUAUCGUUGAGAGUAUUGCGGUUUCUUGGUUCACAUUAGAUAUCGCCAUUCGUCUACUGUGCUGUCCUGAUCGACGACGUUUUCUAAAGACGCUUCAAAACUGGGCUGACUUCAUUGCAAUCAUCCCAUUCUACUUGAUCAUCUUGACUCCAUAUGACGAAAUACUCAGAAACUUGACAAUCUUGUACGUAUUUCGAAUGUUCCGCACCUUUCGACCGCUAAAAUUUUCUUAUGUUAUGCAAGUAUUUACACAGACGCUACGUGCCAGCUCACGUGAACUUUACUUCUUGAUUUUCAUUCUUGCUCUUGAGGUGGUGGUUUAUGGUAGCCUGGCUUAUUACUCCGAACGAAGGACCCCCGAAACUAAAUUUAUCAAUAUCCCAGUCUCGUUCUGGUGGGCUCUGGUUACCAUGACAACAGUAGGAUACGGUGACAUGUUUCCAACGACCUUGCCCGGUAAACUGGUGGGUUGUGUUUGUGCUAUCAGUGGGGUUCUUAUGAUAGCACUACCAGUAUCCGUUGUGGCCAGCAACUUCUCGUUGUAUAAUUCCUACGCCAAAGUUAAGCUCAAACUCCCUUCAAGAGGAAAGAAAAAUAUGGUGGAUAAUGCCCUUAAAGCUUUGCAGCUUGCCACGCCGCAAACCAGUGUAAGUGUUGCCUCACCGGACGGCGCAAACAGUAAUGGAAGAGGUCGCUAUUCAUCGCUGGUCACCUCAGGGUUUGAACUAGGAUUAUUGAAUUCUACAAAGAAAAGUCCUUCGGAAGAAAUGGACGCUUUACCUAACCACGAAUCCACAGACAACAGACGAUACGGGAGACGCUCGGCGCAUUUCUCGUUAAACUUGAUUCCGAUAAGAGCGCAUCCAGAGCUUCCUGAAGGCGAUAGUGAAUCAGAAGAGAGCACAAAGGGACUGGACUCUAAUCGUUUACAACCUGCAAAUAAUAAUGUCACUUAGUCAUUUAGUUGCCAAAAUGUUUAUGAUCAAAGUACCACUUGUCUUAUAAGGAUUCAUGAACAGUCACCUAUUUGGAAAAAAAAAAACAAACAAACAAACAUAAAAUCGCUCUCAUCAAUAAGAAUCCUUGGUAGAAUAUUAGCCAUGUUCAGGACUGAUAAUGAAUGACUUGAAACUGAACAGUUUCGUUGAUACCGAGUGGUCAUACCAUACUUUAUUUACAGUGAAAUGAACAGGAGAUCCAUACAGUUAUUUUUUUGUUUAAUCGUUACCAUAGAAACUGUCUGUCAAAUUUGAAAACAAAGGAGAAGGCAGAGUUGGCGUAGUCUCUAACAGUUUGUUUGUUGUUGUUAUUGAUGAGAACGAUAAGUAAAACGUUCAUUCAAAAAGUGGAGGAUGUCGGUGAAAGAUAAAGGAUUCUUUGUAUAGAAGCCCAUGCCAGCUCUUACUAUUAUUGCUUUGCCACAAGAGUCUUUUCACCGGCGAGGAAGUUUAAGCCUUGAUCGACGCGUGCGAGCGAGAGGUCUGGUAAUGAUAAUUAGUGCCAGACCUCCAACCGGCCCGCUUUGCUAAAGGCCUCGAAUUUUCUUGAGAAGGGAAGAGUCUCGCGCCAAAACGUUCGUAAUGAAGGGCCUUUACGGAGGCUGUACGUAUAGAGACACUGAUAUAAACUUUCAUGCACAUUGAAACCCCGAUAACUAAUCACCGCUGUUCAAUUACACAAUUUAUGGAAUACGCCGUACGGGUCGCGGAAUAACAUGCUCCCGUCGGUUUUUGCGAGCAAAACAAUUGCUGGUCUUUGUACUUUGUUACGAUGCACAAAAUGAUGUCAUAGCUUAUUUUGCAUCACUUAUGCGCGAACAAUUAAAGAUGUCGAGGGAACCAUGUUGAUAAAAGUAAAGAAGGAUAUAUGAUAUUUUAGGGAUUAAUGUCAGGAUCUUUCCCGCAAUUAUAGAAGGUUACGCUCGAAAGAAGCAGAAGAAGA